UAUGUAUAUGUAUCUUUGUGGUACUUAUUUUGAAGAGACAAGUGCCUUUAAUUGUUGAGUUAGACUUUGAUAGUUAUAAGAGCUUAAGGUUAUCAACCACUUGAGAGAAACAGAGAGAAAUAUUUUGAAGCAAAAAAAAUGGGUUACUGGAAAACAAAAGUUCUUCCUAAACUCAAGAAGGUUUUUGAGAAAAAUGGUACUAAAAAAGCUGCUGCAGCUGAGGCCUCUAAAUCCUUUGAUGAAUCAAAGGAGGGAAUCAAUACUGAGUUUGAGGAAAAGAAAACUGAACUUCAAACUAAAGUUCUUGCAGUAUAUGAGGCUUCUUCAACUGAAAUUAAGGGCGUGAUCAAAGAACGAGAUGAAGCAGGGCUAAAGAAGAACUCAACAGAAGUUCAGAAAUUCAUAGAUGAACUUGUUAAAAUUGAUUUUCCUGGAUCAAAAGCAGUAUCUGAAGCAUCUUCGAAAUUCGGACCAGCCUUAGUUUCAGGUCCUGUUUUCUUUGUUUUUGAGAAAGUAUCAACUUUCAUAGUGACAGAGGAAAAAACUGAAGAAGCACCUAAAACAGAAGAGGAAACAAGUGGUGUAAAAGAUAGGGAAAUUGUGGUUGAAGAAGGGAAAAAAGAAGAAACAAGUGAAUCUGCAGCAGAGAAGGCUGAGGAAAAGGCUAAGGCUGCAAAUGACACUCUUCCUCCUCCUCCGCCGGAAGUGGCGGAGAAACAGGAAGAGAAACCGGUUGAACCAACCGCAGUUGAAACAGCUGCGGUUGAAAAAGAAAAAGAAGAUCCACCAAAGGCUUGAAAAAUUGUUGAUGAAUUGAAGAUCAUGAAUAUGUUGUAUAUGUGUAAUAGUUUGCAUAUACUCUCAAAAAAUGUUACAUAGCAAUCUCUUAUUCUUUGAUAUAUGUGUAAUUGAAUUUGCUUUGCUUAGUUUGAUGCAUGUGAAUGUGUAUUGUGAAUCUCAUUUUGUAAUUUUCAUUUUUUUUUUCAUUUUAAUGUCAAAGAAUUGUGACUUUGGAUUGGAUCAAUUUGUUCUUUUAAUCA
Vicia villosa (hairy vetch) is the source of this 1040-nucleotide messenger RNA. Its product is annotated as plasma membrane-associated cation-binding protein 1. Gene Ontology annotation, cellular component: plasma membrane. The record is from RefSeq and is a predicted model, not a curated record. Bases 139 to 798 code for a protein of 219 amino acids. The transcript has 4 exons. Lineage: Eukaryota; Viridiplantae; Streptophyta; Magnoliopsida; Fabales; Fabaceae.